AGACGAUCCUGCUGAAGACCCUUUGGCGGGGCGGCCCGGACCCAAGCUUUUCAUCGGAUCUCUCGCGAAGAGCGUCCAGGAAAAAGAUGUGCUCAAUCUUUUCCUCCCGUACGGAAAAGUCGUGGACAUUGCCUUUUUCUGGCACAUGCAUGGGCCGCGCAAAGGCGAACCGAAAGGUUUCUGUUUUGUGACGUACUCCGGAACCGAGGAGGCCACGUCUGCCAUCAGGGCCUUGGACCGACGCCGUCUCCACGGGCGCUCCAUCGCGGUGCGCUAUCAACGAGACGCAGACGACACGAACAUGGACGCGCGGACACUACUUUCCAAAGCGCGUGCAAAAAGCCUCCAGCAGAGCGGAGGGGGAGGGACGGGGGGGGGCGCGCGACCGAGGGAGAGGGAGAUCGGCCCGGCAAUGCCCCUCCCGAGGCCCAGCUCCGCGACUUUGAGAGGGGUGAGCGGUGGGGGCGAGGAUCAAAAAGAUGGGGCAGGGGGGGAUGAUGAUGUGGAAGAG
Molecule: messenger RNA, 511 nt
Organism: Nannochloropsis gaditana CCMP526
Exons: 1
Molecular function (GO): RNA binding
Source: RefSeq, a predicted model, not a curated record